This is a messenger RNA of Trichoderma harzianum CBS 226.95, 724 nucleotides long. RefSeq lists its product as hypothetical. The record is from RefSeq and is a predicted model, not a curated record. The transcript has a single exon. NCBI's taxonomy places the organism in Eukaryota, Fungi, Ascomycota, Sordariomycetes, Hypocreales, Hypocreaceae. Bases 43 to 555 code for a protein of 170 amino acids.
CUUAUAUAGUACACAGACACCACAAAAACAAAGCGUGUGCGCAUGAUAGAAGACGUCAAUUUUUCAUCAGCUACCUCAAGCCAAAAUUUGCCGCGAGGCAGCAUUUGUAUAAAAAAGCUAAGUCUGCCCUGCAUUCCUACCUCUCUGCCUGCACCGCAUGUCCAUCCAUACAAUUCCCCUAGUCUUGCUGCCAUGAGACGUCGCCGUCUUCCAGCUUCACUUGCUUGUUUGUUUUUUUUGCCCCAGUCCGUCAUCAAUCGUAAAGAAGAGAAAAAGAAGCGAAAAAAGGGGGCAAGUGCCAAGAAGAAACAUCUCCAAUCCAGGAUAUACAAUGCCCGUAUGCGCGUGCAUGUGAUUCAGGCCGAAUCCACAGGCCAUCUAUCCAACAACAACCCCCUAAUGCAUAUAUCACAAAAUAAAACAAGUUUAAAGAAAAAAAAAAGGUUCUCCUCUAGAAUUGCACAAGUGCAAUGUAAAGACACCAGAAAGAAUAUAAUUUUUUUGGUGCAAAAGGAAGAAAAACAUGCAAAAUUGAAAGAAAGAAAACAAAUAUAGUCAUGACAUAUCUCUGCCAGAAAAUAAAUCCCUCCAGAGAGAACCUCUUCAAAAACAUCGACCCCAUAUUUUGAACUCACAAGAUGAUACGAACAUAGCAUUCGCAUCUUGGGGAAUAAUAAAAACCAAAACCAAACUGGAAGCAAAGAAAAGCAUGGCAAGAACGCCA